Arabidopsis lyrata subsp. lyrata is the source of this 1162-nucleotide messenger RNA. RefSeq lists its product as uncharacterized. The record is from RefSeq and is a predicted model, not a curated record. NCBI's taxonomy places the organism in Eukaryota, Viridiplantae, Streptophyta, Magnoliopsida, Brassicales, Brassicaceae. Bases 148 to 987 code for a protein of 279 amino acids. The transcript has a single exon.
UACCCAAGGAACACGCCAAAGACUCUCUUUAGUAUACAUAUAGCACUAAGCUUAUAUAUAUGGGUUUGAUCCUAUAAACCCUCACUCACUACCUUUACCAAAAACCGAUAGCCAAGAACUUUUGUUUUCCUUUGUCUUUCUGAAAUCAUGGAUCGAUUUCCGUUCUUGAAUGUUGUAAUGGAGGGAUUGGGUAUUCUACAUGAAACCCGCAAAUUGUUUCUCAAGAACAAAAAAAUGUCGAUGAUGUUCUCAGUCUUGGUAUUCCCCUUCUUACUCAAUUGUUUAGUUUUCUUGUUUAACCAAACGUUUGUGGGUUUUUCAUACAUCUUCAUGGCAGUAUUCCCCAUUAUUAACCUCUAUUCUGAUCUAGUCACCGUUCACGCAUCAGCUCUUACUCUGAAAAAUGAAAACAUCAAGAUCAAAUAUUUUCCGGUUAUGACCUUUAAAUCUUGGAAGGGACCUCUUGUGACAAAAUUCUAUAUUGCUCUUUUCAUUCUUGGCUAUGGGUUCCUAUACGCUAUAAUUUUUUGUCCUCUCUUAGUGUUUUCUUCAAAACUUUUUUUCUUGGUAGCCAAGUCUGUCCCUUUAUUGAUUCUAUUGGAAGUCUAUGAGUCCUAUUUAGCUAUCGUUUGGAACUUAUCUAUGGUCAUAUCGAUACUAGAGGAAACUUAUGGGAUCAAAGCUUUAAGGAAAGCUGCAAAGAUUGCUAAAGGGAUGAAGCCAAAAAUAUUUCUCUUGAAUCUUUCCUUCCAUUUAUUGACAUUCGGAUUAGGUCAAAUCUUGCAGCUGAUAAAUUGGAGAAGAUCUUUCUCGGUUACCUUAGCCACUGGUUUAGUCUUUGUGUGUUUGGACUUUGCGCUGAGGAUGUUUCAGCUUGUGACUUACACCGUUGUCUAUUUCCAAUGUAAGAGCCUCCAAAGCAAAGAUGUUGAGUCGCUCGGAGAUGUGGAAUAUACGAAAUUGUCCUCCAAUACUGUCAUGGGAUGAUUGGCAUGAUAUUCCAAGAGAAGGGGCCCAGAUGAUAUUUAAUCGGUGGAUUUGUUUGUUUAUCUUGAGAAUAUUUAAGUUGACCAUUGACUUGGAAAAUUAUUUUUCAAGCCUUUUUUUUUUUGUCAUAGUUGAAUAAUAAAAAAUUUGGUUGAUUAUAUUGUUUUAAGAUUUU